Messenger RNA from Lolium rigidum, 776 nucleotides. RefSeq lists its product as uncharacterized. NCBI's taxonomy places the organism in Eukaryota, Viridiplantae, Streptophyta, Magnoliopsida, Poales, Poaceae. The record is from RefSeq and is a predicted model, not a curated record. The transcript has 5 exons. Bases 13 to 528 code for a protein of 171 amino acids.
AAUAAUUCUUACAUGGGUGCUGAUCUUGUCAAAUCUUGUCUCAAGAUGGAGGACGAACUCCUAUCUGAGUGGAAGACUCGAGUGAGAUGUAGCAUUAAUGACACCUUAUCAGUCAGCACUAUUAUUCAGUGUAACCUUAUUAAGGAGCUAGUACUUUCAAGUUGCAGCACAGGGGGUGAAUUGUUUUCUCUUGCUUUACUGUGUAUCACCAAGGAGGCUGACCUGAUGUGUGAGCUGUUGAAGCAUGGCGCUGAGCCUUUUGAUGACAUCAUCCAGCAGAGCAGUGUGAUCCGCAUGUGUGUCUUGGGCCUUGCGAACCUCAAAGGGCACCAAUCUAUUUCUGUCGCUGCUGCAAUGGUGGGUAUGACAUAUGAGGCCAAGAAGAUGUGUGAUUGGAUCAAGAGAGAGAAGAAGCUUCUCACCUUCAGCCUGUCUGAGCCUAAUGGUCUUGAGUGCUGCUUGAUCCGGAUCAAAGCCUUGGGUGUUAUGACAAGCAUACUGGAGGAUUGUUCCUUUCCUUGUAUAUAAGAAGAUGCGGGAUGAUGAUGCAAUGUCAUAUGGCUAGAUAAGGGUUGGAGCAAGGAUGGGGACCCACCCAUGCAUGGGUUUCUUUUAACUGGAACACUAGUCUUAGUUUUAAGUACUCCGUAGAUACUUAGUACUGCUGGGUUAUGUGGUGGUGAUGUUUGCUCUUAUAUUAUGGUACUGUUGGAUUAUAUUACUGCUACCGGGCCAAACUGUGCUGCUGUAUUGUACAAAACAUGGUACUCCCUCCA